GUGACUCACGCUAGUGCCCUCUCCACCCCCCGCGCCCAAAUGCUCAGCCCUCCCCUGCCCGGGGCUCACCUAAUCCCCACAGUGGGAGUCUGGGGGCCUUUGCACCCGAGCCGAGGUCUAGGGUUGCACCACGGUGACUUCACACGCAGCACCAUGUGCAGCUGAGCGACUGUGCAGCCUUCUCCCAAGAGGUGGGCAGCGAGGUCAGCCUGGCAGCCGCUGCCUCGGGACCCAGCGCCGAUCUGGCCACAGGCAGCCGCUGCCCCGGGACCCAGCGAGGGGAUGGCCGACCAGGAAGCCAGCGGGCUGCAGGUCCUGCUGCGCACGCUUCAGAGGUCCUCUGACAAGGAGUCCAUCCUGACCAUCCUCCAGGUCCUCGGAGAUCUGCUUUCUGUUGGCACCGACCGAAGGAUCCGCUACAUGAUCAGUAAAGGGGGCAGCGAGGCGCUUCUGCAGACCCUGGUGGACACAGCCAGGUCAGCUUCUCCAGACUACGAUGUCCUGCUGCCCCUCUUCCGACUGCUGGCCAAAGUGGGCCUACGAGAUAAAAAGUUUGGACAGAAGGCCCUGGAAUUGGAAGCACUUGAUGUGACAUUGAUUCUGGCCAGGAAAAACCUGUCCCACAGCCAGAACCUCCUUCACUGUCUCUGGGCUCUGCGUGUGUUCGCCUCUAGUGUCACCACGGGAGCCAUGCUGGGAAUUAAUGGAGCCAUGGAACUGCUUUUCAAGGUCAUCACCCCUUAUACCCAGAAGCGCACCCGAAUAAUCAGGGCAGCCGCCGAAGUCCUGGCAGCAUUGCUGGAAUCCAAGUCCAACAGCCGCAGGGCCGUGAACAGAGGCUACGUCGCCAGCUUGCUCAGGCUGCAUCUGGACUGGCACCACCGGGACACCGCCAAUGCCUACGUGCGGAUCCGCCGGGCGCUGCUGCUCUGCCUCAGGCACAUUGCCAACCUCCGGUCUGGCAGGGAGGCCUUCCUGGCAGCCCGGGGCAUGGAGAUCCUCUUCAGCUCCACCCAGAACCGCCUGGACGACAAACGCUUGGAGCCCGUCAUCUCCGUCGUGAUUCAGACCCUGAGGCAGUGUUACCCAAGGAGCCCGCUUCCCUUGGUCACAUCCAGCAGCGUGUAUGCCUUCCCCGUCCCGGGGAGCAUCCCCCCUGAGCCUCCGUGUGCUCUAACUGAAGAGGAUUUUGAAGAUGAUGCUGAUGAAGAAGUGGAUAAAGAUUCAGACUCCGAAGAUACGAAAGAGCAAGAUGAUGACUUGGAAACAGAUGUGAACAAGCUGAGUUCCAGACCUGGUCUUGACCGACCCGAAGAGGAGCUGAGGCAGUAUGAGGCCAUGUGUCUGGAGCUCUCGUGCAGCUUCGAGGAACUUGAGUCUAAACCUGGAGAUAAUUUGAACUUUGAAGAGACUCAGGAUGCUGAGCACUACCACAUUCCGCCUCUGACCUCCCCAAAGCAGCGUUAUUUGACUAAGGACCAAAGCUCCUGGGGACAAGAAAGAGAAGACAUGGUCCAGACAUCUCUUCUGAGCAUGGUGAAGAUGGGAAGGUCCACCAUGCAUCCAGCCUCCAAAAGAGGCCCUGGGAUGAAUGCAUACCAAAAUAUGCAGUCAAAUGGUCUUGGGAUAGAUUCUUCUGGAACAGAAGUCCCUGACAUUCAAGCUUCCCUCAAACAGGAUGCUUGGGACAUAGACAUGAUUUCCUGCCCAAUGAUGAGUGUCUCCCUCUCCAAUUCUGCUAGGCCUACAGAAACUGCUGAAGUAAUAGAUAAGCUUCUGCAGACACAUCCCAAGCAUAUUCCCUUCCAUGACCCCCAUCUUUAUAUGGCCAAAGCCAGAAGAACCAGAUCUGUGGCUGACUUCAAGAGGAUGGCAUUUCCUGACCUCUGGGGUCACUGUCCACCUCCCUCUGCUCAGUCCAUGCUGGAACGCAAAUGUGGAGUCCAGAGGAUCAAGAUAUUUGAGGAUGUCCGGAGGCUCAUCCAGCCAAGUGAUGUUAUAAAUAAAGUUGUCUUCAGCUUAGAUGAGCCUUGGCCUUUGCAAGACACCGCUUCCGACUGCUUGCGGUUCUCCUCCAAGUUCGAGUCAGGAAAUCUGCGCAAAGCCAUCCGAGUGCGCGAGUGGGAGUAUGACUUGCUGGUCAACACUGAUGUGAACAGCAGCCAGCACCAGCAGUGGUUCUACUUCCAGGUGAGCGGCAUGAGGGCGGCCGUCCCUUACCGCUUCAACGUCAUCAACUGUGAGAAGCCCAACAGCCAGUUUAAUUACGGGAUGCAGCCGACUGUGUAUUCUGUGAAGGAGGCUCUUCUGGGCAGACCCACCUGGAUACGGAUGGGCUAUGAAAUCUGUUAUUACAAGAAUCAUUAUCGCCAGCGCGCAGCUGUCACGGGAGGAGCAUCUGAGAAGUGUUUUUACACCCUCACCUUUGUGGUCACCUUCCCGCACAAUGAGGAUGCCUGCUACCUGGCCUACCAUUAUCCCUACACCUACACAGCCCUCCUGACUCACCUUGACACCCUGGAAAGAAGUGUGAACCCCAAGCAAGUCUACUUCCGCCAGGACAUUCUCUGCCAGACGCUGGGAGGGAAUUCAUGUCCACUGGUGACCAUCACGGCCAUGCCCGAGUCCAAUAGCGCUGACCACCUGGAGCAGUUCCGGCAGCGUCCGUACCAGGUGAUCACUGCCCGAGUGCACCCAGGAGAGAGCAACGCCAGCUGGGUGAUGAAGGGGGCCUUGGAGUUCCUGGUCAGCAGUGACCCUGUGGCUAGACUCCUAAGGGAAAACUUCAUUUUCAAGAUCAUUCCCAUGCUCAAUCCAGACGGUGUCAUCAAUGGCAACCACAGAUGCUCACUGAAAGGGGAGGAUUUGAACAGACAGUGGCUCUCUCCCAGCGCUCGUCUCCAGCCAACGAUCUACCACGCCAAAGGGCUCCUGUACUACCUGAGCAGUGUUGGCCGAAGUCCCAGGGUCUUCUGUGAUUUCCAUGGCCACUCUCAAAAGAAGAAUGUAUUCCUUUAUGGCUGUAGCAUCAAGGAGACCUUGUGGCAAGCAGAGUCCAGUGUGGGCACAUCGAAUCUCUUGGAAGACAUCGGCUACAGGACUCUUCCCAAAAUCCUUGAUAAGCUCGCCCCAGCAUUCACGAUGAGUAGCUGCAGCUUCCUCGUGGAGAAAUCCCGAGCCUCCACAGCCCGGGUGGUGGUGUGGAGAGAGAUGGGGGUGUCCAAAAGCUACACCAUGGAGAGCAGCUACUGUGGUUGCAACCAGGGACCCUAUCAGGGUCUCCAGUUUGGCACCAGUGAGCUGGAGGAGAUGGGAGCCAUGUACUGCUUGAGUUUACUCAUCUUGGAACUCAAGUCCGUAAGCUGCAGCCGUCAGCUCCUGACCCGGGCCGCAACUCUCCUGAAUGCGGUUGAAGAAGCCCUGGACCAACACAUCCAACGACGUAGCAGCAGCAGCAGCGUGACCUCAGAACUGGAUGAUGAGCCCCCCUGCAUGGAGGAAAUUGAUUACAGUACAGACAGCACCUCAGACCUAGAAGGGAGCUUCUCUGAGCUGGACCGGCAGAUCCAAGAGUGCGCUUUCAACAGGGACGAGGAAGGGGAAGAAGAAGAGGGGCCAGGCCAGGGAAGAAAAGCCAUCCCUUCGCCCUGAGGCUCAGAAUGAGCUCAAUGUCUCUAACCGUGGGACUAGCAGCUUUGUUGUUUCUUCACCAUCAGACUUGUACAGCGUCGGUGGCAAAAGCCAGCCCGUGUGAGCCCAGCAACCGAAUGCCAGAUUUUGUUUUCGUUUCACUAGGCAUAGAGACUGGCUACAUUACAAUUCUACCUUUUACAUACAUAGUUAGAUGGCCUUUGGAGCCCAUGCAAGCUGCCAUUAUUCUAGAAAGGGCUACUCUCAGGAUUAUCAUGGAUCUUCUCAUCACUAUUUUGAGCUCUUCUCCCUUUCUGUGCUGGAAACUGGAGCUGACUGCAAGUAGGAGCUGGGCUUCUUUUUGACUUCUCAGCCAGAUUUCUCUAUGGUUGUCUAAGCUGUUCUACAUAUGAGUGUUCUCUCUGAUAGUUGUAUUCCUACUAUGGCAUCUGAACUCCUCAGCACAAAUUAUGAGCCCCACUGAGAACUUCUGAGGGUCCUAGCAGGGUCUUCAGUUGCUGAAUUACUGAGCCUGAAUGGCCACACAACAGAGGGGAAUUUGCAAGCGUCAUGCUUAGUCUGUUUUAACAAUAUAUAUUUUUACAGAUCCAGUAUACCCAGAAACUGUCCUAGAUUCUAAGGGAAAAGGCACAGCACCGAAUAAGACAUGGCCAUUGGUCUUUACAAACUUUAAAAUCCUAUGAAUUCCGGUCACUAACCAUGAUGCUGGAAGGCAGCAAGUCAUGGUGGAAAAAUCAUUCAUUUCAGACGGAGACAGAUGGGGCUCAUAUCCUGGAUUUGACAGUCAGUUGUUAUGAGAACUAAGGCAACUAAUUAGAUUUUCCCAAACCUCAGUUUUCUUGUAUGUACAAUGGAGAUGAACAUUAUCUAUAUGAUAAAGUUAUUGUGAAGAUGAAAUGAGAUAAUAUAUAAAAGUAUACAGAUUGGCCCAUGGUAGGUACCCAAUAAUGUUGGCUGGUAGAACAGAAGUAGAACAUUCUGCAUAGGCAUUCUCACAGUUACAGAAGACAUCACCUGCAGUCACAUGGUUAGAAGGUACUCCCUCUUCCUGGAAAGAAUCUGGGAAGGAGGUUACAGAGGAGCGGAGUGUAGGAGGUUGAAAUGUCAUAAAGUAAGUGAAUGGAGUAAGGCCCUUUGGCACGCAGAGGCAAAUAGCUUAGAGACUGAGGUGAUCUUUAACUGGACAGGACCCAAGCAGAAAGGAUGAGAAGGCGGAUACUGAAAUGAGAGAUAAUGUGGAGAAAAUACGGUAGGUGGAAUUGAUGUUUGUCCGGAUGCCAUCUAUAUUUAGUUAUGAUUAGGUUUAGCUAUAAGAAAAGGAGAAUCCAAAAUUGCAGUACCUUUGUAAAACAAAAUCUGUUUAUCUUCUAUGUGGAUUCCAGAUAGAGGCAGGCCAGAGCUGGUAUCGUGAGUAGCUGGUGUCCAGCACCCAGUUUCUUUUUUUUUUUAAGAUUUUUAUUUAUUUAUUUGACAGACAGAGAUCACAAGCAGGCAGAGAGGCAGGCAGAGCGAGAGAGGAGGAAGCAGGCUCCCCGCCGAGCAGAGAGCCCAAUGCGGGGCUCCAUCCCAGGACCCUGGGAUCGUGACCCGAGCCAAAGGCAGAGGCUUUAACCCACUGAGCCACCCAGGCGCCCCCAGCACCCAGUUCCUGUGGCUUUUUAGCUUUGCUGCUUGUUGCUUCUGUCUAGCCAAAGACGGCUACCAGAGCAUCAGCCUUUGCAUCUACGUCCCAGUCAGCAAUAAGAAGGAUAGAGAAAGAAGAACUCAUUCUCCAUAUUUCAAAAAAGUUAUACAUUGCACUUCUCCACAAUUCUACCAUCUAACAAGUGGUCCUGUGGCCGCAGGUACCUGGAAGAGAGGUUGGAAAAUAGAAUCUGUGUUUGAGUUGGGCAUAGGGAAAAGAGGAUAAUGCACACUGGGGAUCAAAUAUUGCCCAAUACUUCUCUUGAUAAACCAAUCACCACCAUGAGAUUUUGGAAACAAUAAUUUCAGAAAAAACUCUCAGCAGCCCUCUAGACCAGCAGAAAGCCACACUGUAAGACUUUGCCAUAACUUACCCCUGAGGCAUAGGAGAAAGGCAGGUGUGUUAUGAUUUGAAGAGCUGAUAAUAUUAUUCUAUGAUUAUUAUUAUUACUUUUACUGCUACUACUACUAUGACUGAUAAUCCCUUCUUUUUCCAACUCCUUUCCAAAUUUCCUUGCUAUAGUUCAGAAACCACAUAUCCAUUCUUGGUGUUAAGACAUUCAAAUGUCUGAAACAUACAUAAGAGGUUUAAGGGAAAUAGCAAAGACACCACAUUCAAAUCCCAGAUAACAGGAGGGUUUAACUGCUCUUAUAAACCUUUCCACUCUUAAAUAGAGGAUAGCAAAAUGUUUCUGUUCUCCCCUUGCUUGGAGGAGUCAGGAAGACAGUUGUGUUGAAAACGUAAACGUUGGGAGGGAUGGAAAUAAUAGUGACUCAUCAUCGCCACUUUAUGCCUCAGCUGGCAUUCAUUUAUGGGGUGAGCUUCCAGUCACCUGACAUUGUUUCUGAGAGCAAGUGACCCAGACAUGAAAACUUCUAAGUAGCAGGUUUAGGAAAAGCUGGGGACAUGGAACAUGUGAUUGGUUCGUGUAACAAACAUACAUUAAAUACCUACUGUAUGUCAUGUAUUUCACUAAGCCCCAAGGAUGCAGGGGAAAGGAACUAUUCUGUUUGCAAGUGGGAAAGAUGAGCAGUAAACAUCUUAAUACAGUGGCUCAUGCCUUUGUAGAACUCUGGAGAAGAUCAUCUAAUGGGGCAGUGGUGGUGGGAAACGUCUACCGAGAGAUGAUAAUUGAGGUGAUGCUUGAAGGACUCGCAAGAGUUGUCAGGUAAAAAGGAGAAGGAACAUGCUAAGGAGUAGAAUGACUUUGUGCAAAAGCCCUGUGGUGGGGUUAGAGCUUGGAACAAAAUCAUGAUUGUGACUGGUUUAAAAGAUGUGUUUGUAUGUGGGGAUGGGAGGGGAGUGACAAGAGAUGAACGUGAGAACAUUGGCCUCAACCUGAUCAAGGAACAUUGGACAUGGAAAGGCCUGGAUGGGAAGGUUGCUCUUUGUUCUGAAUGUGCUGGUGGAGACAAAGAAUCUUCAGCAGAAGCAUGCCCAGGAAUGAUGUCUGCGGGCAUCAUCAGGACUGCUGUCCCACUUGCUUAUGACCGACUGACUGGAUACUCUGCUAUGGUGGUAGCUUGGUAGUAUGAGAGCCCUCAGUGUGACAUGACCCUCUUUGUAGAUAGCAGGUUUUCAGUAAGAGGAGAGAUCAUGAGGGCAGUUUGGGGUCAUGUUCAAUAUUGGGCGCUGAUGACAGGUCCAUCAGGAAAGGGCUCCUAGAAGUGCAUCAGCAGAAGAAGAGGCAUAAACAGUGAGAUGGGGACUGGUGGGAGUCUUUAGUAACUAAGCCCAGGUGCCAGUCAGCUGAGGAGGAGUUUGCUCGGAGGGAACAAAAGAGUUAGAGAGCUGACUUCUGUCCUUUCUCACUGGGACUGAAGACCACUGAUGGCUACACCUCACUGAUUUUCAGUCUGUGGGGAGAGAGGGCUCACUGGCAAGUCAACUCCAGAUAGUGAUAGGAGUGACUUUUCCAGCCCAGCCAGACAUGUGUCUUGCUGGCCAAACCACUAUAGUGUAUUGUUCUGAAAACCCUCUUCCACCAAACUCAGAGCCAAACAAGAUUACUCAAGGAUUCCAGGCAGUGAUGGGCUCUAAUGGGAAGCAGAUGUGGUUCAAAGUGUGCAGGGGGGAUGCAAGUCUGGAGCACUGAUGCUGGAGCCAGACCAUGGGCACAGGUGUGCCAGACCAGCUGGUCCACAGUGCCCUGCCUGGCAGGGCUAGGACAGGAGGGGGGUGAGCAGUGGGGCUGCAGUUUCCUGGGGGUAGCCUUUCUCAGAUGGGCAAAUGUGGGUAGCUAGCCUUUUACACCUCUAGAACAUCCCAUUUGGGGUAGAGAAGUAUAAGGCUUCUUGUGAUCCCCUAAGGAUCAUACUUUCAGGAUCCUCUUAGGGUGGAAUCUGCUGGCUGCUCUUGACACUUCCCCAUGGCAAAGGACUUUUUAGCUCCAUAGUUCCCACAGAAGAAAGAGCCCUGCACAACCCAGCCCCCAGUCUUCUCUGCUGACUCAGUUUCUGCUUAUCUGCAGUCUCUUCCAUUUGCCAUGGGACAUAGCUUUAUUUUAUCUCACUGCACAUAUGUGUGUGUGAACACGCAUAGACACACACACAGAUGCACGUACACACACACACACACACACACACACACACAAUCAUUUCUCGAGCCACAAAGCUCCCUAAAUACCUUCUUUGAUUUUUCACACAUUUUCACAUUUUUCCUCUGUCUCUGAUGAGCAUCUUCUGUAAUGCGAUUUGGGCAUUUCAAGACCCAGUUCAAAUAACACCUUCCUUCUAUUAGACCUUUCCUAAUCAGCCCAGCCAAGUUCUAGAAUCUCUCAUCUAGGUCUCUGCUGCACUAUUUCUAUGUCCCUCCUGAAGGGUGCUCUUUAUUUACAAUUUUAUUCAUGGGGUUUGCAUAGCCUCACCCCCACCGGCCAAUGUGUGGAGAACUCUUAAGACACCUGGGCCUGAUGCUAUCUUACCAUCUCUUCCUGCAGCCGGCAUUUGUCUUGAUACAUUGGCGGCAGUCAAAAUAUAUCUUUCCCCAACCUCAAACUUGAACGUCCAAUGUUUCAGUGAAAUCCCAUAUAUUUCCCUUCAAUCCUUCCUCUCCCAUCUCAAAUCAGAGUUUAUGUUACAGAAAAGGUAACUGAUUUCACUAACAGGGCAUCGAGCACAGGCACACUUCAGCCUCUCAAGCUGAUGGCUUCCGUAGAAGACUGGUUCCCGUGUGAGGCAAGCCUGAGAAGGAGCAGAGUGGCCUUGCCCUUGCCUGUAUUGUGCAAAUGUUUAGCUAGAGCAGAGAGAAUGGGGGAGCAGAAUCCCCAGGCGUUGCCAAUGACUGCAGGAUUCAGCCAGGUGCUCUGCACCGAGGACUGCCUUUGGUGGGAACGGGCAUGGGGCUCUGUGUGCUUCGUGCCAACUUGGCCGCCUGGGGCCUUCUUACAGUCCUGUCUGUGAGACUCCAAGCAUUCCAGCCAUUGGCUCCCAUUUCUGCCAGGCCUCCAGAAAAACAAAGGGUUCAGAGCCACAAAGCACAUUUGAAAAUAACCAGAUUCUUGAGUUAUGGGCUCACAUUGAGGGAUGCCAGCGCUCGUCGGGUCACAUGACACCCCUAAGAGGAGAAGUUCUGAUUGCCGGCUUUUAUUUCUCAGCCUGGACAGCUGAGCUGCUGAAAUAAUUUCAUAUUCCAAGGGGAGCCUCUGCUCUCUGCCAAGGGAAGGAGCUUCCAUGGAACGCCUAACAUAAGUCAUCCUUGUUAGGGACUCAGGACAGUGGCCUGUGUGGUGGGUGUGAACAUUUGCAUUUGCAUUAGAGUGAUCAAUUCCUUUUGCCCUGCUCCAAUCCGCUCCAGCCCCCUAAAGGCUCCAGGCUUGGAAAGGCACAGAGACAGUAGCCUGGGUCCUCACCACGAGAGCUUUUUUUGGGCAAAAAAUAAUUCAUUAGGUCUGGGGCCUGCUGCUGUCUUCCCAACAGAUGUCCUCUUUUGUUCCUGUUGUGGUUUGGCUUCCUGAGUGCCCAACUGGUUCUUGAUUAAAAAAGAAAAGUGUUGCUUAGAAAAAAGAAAGUAGUAAAAAGACAUUUUUGGAUAAAAACAGAUUGUAUUACAGCCUCUCCGUGCCUAGUAAUGAAAAGAAUACAAUUGUGUGUAACUUAACAUCAUCUACUGCACACAUUCCAACCCAAUGGAGAUGGGAUUGAGUUCGAGUUCCCUUACACACACACACACGCACGCACACACUCAAAAUAUAAGUGCAGGGCUUUAAGCAAGAAAACAGCGAGUGAGGGGAAGUUUAUGAUCAGACACAUGAUCAUAAAAGUGGGGAGCAGCAAACAGUGCUUUUACCCCACACUGCCAGACACAAUUGAGAUGGAAGACUUUUCACGAAGAAGGUAAAGCCUUCACAUCAGCAUAAAGUAGUCUUCUAGCAUGUGUUUAUUUUGAGCCUGCUUAGGUCAUGAGGAAAAAAUGGAUCCAGUCCUCUCUGGAAGAGAAGGCAUCCUUGUGGGAGAAUUACCAGAUAAACCACAUUUGGGUCUUAUGACAAGACAGCAAUAGAGCAACGGAUGACUGUCUGGAACAAACUGGUUAUUCUGGUUAGGAGCUUCUGAUCUUUUCUAGGGCUGAUGACUUCUUAGCAGUGGACAAAUGUUAUCACUACUACCCCCUCACCCCCGACAAAAUACUACUACUAAUAAUUAAGUGCCAUUGUUGGAGCAGUUCAGUUGGGGUGUCUGAGUGUGGCUUUGUGCUUUGAGGGUCAGGAUGAGAAGUGGCAUUGAGGUUGGUUCCAUGUGCUAGCUGGGGGACAGAGAGGGAGCAAGACAUGGACAGCCCUGUCAGCCAGAAUAUGGAGCUUAAUGAAUGGAUGUUCUCAGACAGAAUCCUAUCAACUGGUCCCCACCUACACUUCCAUCUGAAGAAUCAGUGAUUUUAGAAGGUAUUGGGGAGGAAAAAAACCUGUCUGUGAUUCCCUCUCUGCUCCUACUCAUUUAAGCUCUCACUACCACUCCGUGUGAUAGACGGGCAUCAUUACUGCCAUUUUCAAAGUGAGGACCAGCUGCACUUUCAGUAGGUGUCGGGGCUGGAGUCUGCUCCCGGGAAAGUUCUGAUCCCCGCCCCCCAACAUCAUGGUAACAUUCACCUGUGCCGAACAUGAAGGCACAUGUCCAAGACCAUGUGCUGUCAUGUCAUGAUUCACAACUGAACCCAGAGGUAAGGCCUCUGGUUAUCCCUACUGUGGCAGGUGGGAUGCUCCGGCAUAAGAAGGGAAGUACUCGCCUACGAUUAUGCAGCCACUAAGUAGUAGGCUCAUGGUCUCAAGCAGUCUGACACCUCAGUCUGUCCUCCAAGGACAAGCGGUCACUUCAGAGACCCCUGAGGGCAUUUUAGAAGCCACAGAGUAAUUCCCUGUCUCCAUGGAGGGCAGAAUUGUUGUUUUCCAUCCGUGAUUCAGACACCAUAACUCUUCUGGACAUCCCUGCAGAGCACCCAACUCCACCUCAAACUCACAGGUUCAAAGUCACAUCCUCGGAAUUUCCUCCCACCAAGCCUACCUCCAAGUUCCUUACUUGAUCACCUUGACAGAAAUCUAUGUUGUCUUGUUUUUUGUGUACCCGAUGCACAGCCCAAAGUCUGAGCAAGUCAGGCAUGAAGCACUCAGUAAACCCAAGGACCCACCAGUCUUGCCAAGUCUUGCUCUUCUUACCUUCAGUUUAAAUGCCUCUGUCCCUUACUCACUCUUCUUGGUUCAUUUCUUGCCUGGGUUUCAGUGAUGGUUUCCCCAUGGCGCUCCUCACCUGUGAUUUUGCCUCCUUUCUAGUCCAUUCUUCCUUGUGCAGCCAGAUGAUGUUUGGAAUGAGUUUCUGUUUUCUGUUUCUGCUGCUUACCACCUUUCAGUGGCCUCCCCUGGUCCCAAGGAUAAAAUGCAAAUAGCCCCUGGCCCUUGAGGCCUUGGGGAUCCAGCCACUGGCUAACUUUUUGGUAUCCUGCCUUAACACAAGCCUCUACUGAAGCCAUAAAAAAUCACUUUCAGUUUCCAGAAAGCACUUUCCUCUUUUGCUGACUGUUUCCACCUCUGCAUCUAAUUCUGUUCACAAUAGCCUAAAUGUAUCCUCCUCCCUUACCUAACUCCAAGCUCUCCUUUGGGCCUGUAGAAACCCCAUCAUAGCUUCUGUUGGACACUGUGGCCUCUGGGUUUUCUACCCACCCAACCCCGCCCCCGAGACUUUGCAUUUUUGUUGAAGAGAGACGUGGUUCACUGCUAUAUCCUGAGGGCCCAGCAUCGUGCCCAAGACUUGGAGGGCCUUCAUUAAAUAUGUGUUGAGUGACUGAGAUCUUAAUUUCCAUUCUGAAGGUCUCCUGAGAAUGACCUCGUCCUCGUUGCCUCAGUAACCUAGUAAACAUGAAAAGCAGAGCUGCAGAAAAGUAGGACACGCCUGUGUCCAGCACACUCAGAGCAGCCAGGAAGCCUCCAGGAAAAAAUCUCCCUCAGCCCGUGCUCUGUGAUGCCUUCCGCUGUUAUUUUCCCGAAGCAGCUUCCUUUUUUCCUCCAAAUGGCCUGUAGAGGUCAGAAAAGGGCCUUGGUUUCAGAUCGCAGGCUGCCCUCCGCUCCAUUAGCAUUCACCCCGGGUGUCUACAAUUAAGCAAACCUAGGCGCUGCACAUAGGAACGGAAAUGCAUUGACUUUAAUAAAACAGAGUGUAAAACAACUUUA
Molecule: messenger RNA, 11993 nt
Organism: Lutra lutra (Eurasian river otter)
Lineage: Eukaryota; Metazoa; Chordata; Mammalia; Carnivora; Mustelidae
Gene: AGBL1
Product: AGBL carboxypeptidase 1
Exons: 23
Coding region: 283-3651 (1122 amino acids)
Biological process (GO): C-terminal protein deglutamylation; protein side chain deglutamylation; proteolysis
Molecular function (GO): metallocarboxypeptidase activity; zinc ion binding
Source: RefSeq, a predicted model, not a curated record